Messenger RNA from Westerdykella ornata, 3313 nucleotides. RefSeq lists its product as uncharacterized. The transcript has 2 exons. The coding region runs from base 36 to 3158 and encodes 1040 amino acids. The record is from RefSeq and is a predicted model, not a curated record. NCBI's taxonomy places the organism in Eukaryota, Fungi, Ascomycota, Dothideomycetes, Pleosporales, Sporormiaceae.
AGCUACGAUUGCAUUAAUCUAUAUACAAGACUAUCAUGACGGUAAUAAAGAUUACAAGUCGAAAACCCUCGGCUGAGCCCAAAUCAGAGGACGAUCACUCGACGUCCGCGAGCCUAACCGUCAGCCUCGCGGACAAGAGAAUUGACACCGACUUUAUCCAUCCCGUGAAUGAAGAUGAACAUGCGCUGAUCACCUGGUUCAUCGAAUCCUUUGCAGCACAGGAGCCAUUCAACAGUCUGAGAGCUGCGGAUUCGCGCCGUGCCCUACUGAGGUACGGGGCUGAUUUGGCCAAAUGUCUCCGUCUCGCGCAACUAUGCGAAGAAACUGCAUUGGCACACAUUAUCCUCGAAAUCCAUGGAUCAGACGGUUCAAACUCCAAGUUAUCUUCACUCCACUGGGAACUUCUGGAAAACGUCGAGCUGUGGCCGUCGCCGAGACCCAAAUCCGUUUGCGUUGUCCGGGUCCCAUUCAAAGAGCAGGAAGACGGGUCUGUAGCAGAAGCAGCGAAAAUAUUUCCGCAGCCUGAUAAAGUCCUGAAUAUAAUUGUUGUGUCCGCCAGACCUGGGGGCACUGGAGAUAUACCGCACCGCGUUGUUUCCCGGAAGAUUGCAGAUAUCAUUCGCAGGCUUCCGCAGCAUGAGGCAGACAGAGUCAGACUGCAUCUUGUGCGCCCGGCUACCAUAGAUGCUCUUGAAGAGACGCUUUCCCAGUUAGACAAGCCCGAGUACCUCAACAUUGUCCAUUUCGAUGUCCAUGGAGAAUAUGACAAGGGUAAUCAAGACAUUUGUCUCGCUUUUAUUGAACACUCUGGAACCGGCCUGCAGCCAAGGUUGGUCCCUGUGGAUACAGUUGGUAACUUGUUGCGCAAAUACAAAAUACGGCAUGCUGUAUUGAAUGCCUGCAACUCAGCUCGGGAGUUUGAUCAGCAACCGAGUUUUGCUAAACGACUAAUGUCGUACGGCCUUGGAGAAGUUGUUGCCAUGUCGUUUGAAGCCAGUUCCAUAUCCGUGGAAACUUUCAUGUCAACCUUCUACGCCAUGCUACUGCACGGGAAGUCCACGAUCCUGGAAGCCACAUAUGCUGGACGACAAAGACUUACCAGUCAGCCAAUGCGUAACACCAAGUAUGGUGUCAAAGUCGAAGUCAGCGACUGCAUCGUGCCAGUCUACUACUCAUCGAAAGGGAUCCCUUCGGCAACAAGCCUUGCACAUGUAACGCAAGACUACAUUGAGCAGGAAGUACCCGAGCCAUAUCUCGACAAACACGGGGUCGAUGGACGCGAAUCUGACAUAUUCCUCUUGGAAACCUUUCUUUUGCUUCGAACGAAUAUUGCACUUGUACAUGGCAGCACCGGAAUUGGAAAAUCAUCGUUGCUCAGACAUUUUUGUUGGUGGUGGGAGUAUACCGGGCUUGUCAAGCGUUCGAUCUUUUACGACAUGUUUGCGAAGGAUCCAAACCUUGUUGUAGCCCUCAACACAGCCAGUAUUUGCAAGAGGAUACACCUUGACAUGCUAGGUGAACUUGACACCGAUGACGAAAGAUUGAUCAGGACCAAGGCUAUCCAGCAUCUACGUGCCAGUAACUAUGCCCUCAUCUUCGACAGCUUCGAAGCAGGAUACCUGGAGUCGCUUCGAGAUCGCCAACGGUUCAUCAUCGACUUUCUCGCCAAGUUAGUCGGAGGCAAAACUCUAGUAACCAUUGGUUCCAGAGUUCCCGAAAGGAUGGGAGCGCUGAAGAGCUUCACGCAUCAUUUGACAGGAAUAGAUAUGGUGCCGUGCACGGCAUUAGCCUCCAAGCUUCUCGCCAGUUAUUCGAAAAAUCUGCCGGAUCUCAACUCCGAUACGGUUAUUUAUUUCGAGAAGAUUGUCAGUCUGGCCGCCGGAAAUCCACUAGCUAUCAAGCUUCUAAUGCACGACCUCAGUAGAAAACCAACCAUCUCUAUCAAAGACUACUACUUUUCACUCAUGGAAGGCAAUGCCAUAGGAAUCGACUCUCAUUCGCUCGAACAAGAUAGCGAGAGCGGCGCCAGAGCUAUGCAAGAGCUCCUAGCUCUAGAGGAUCCAUACCUCCUCCCCAUCGGACUCUUCUGGGAAUAUCUGCCUCGAGCAGCCGUAGCCGUAUACAUUCUCAUGUGGGACUUGGAACAAAAAUACCGGACAUCAGGACUAUACGGUCCUCGUGAAAUGAACAUGACCAUUGCUUUCGGAAAAUGGCCGGAGCCUCUCCGUGAUUCGGUCAAGACAUUGGAAGAACACCUCUCGCCCCAUUUCGCCUACCUGACCCAAAACCGCUUCCUCCAACAAACAAGUCAUCCGGAUAAUGCUGAUGGACCGGAAUUGGGCUAUCUGUCGAUGAGCCCGCUGCUAACACUCGCGUUCCGCACUAAGCUUCAGGGCCAGGCCCUGGACUCGGCCAAAGAUGCAUUCGUUUACUUUCAAGAUUAUACUACAAGCAAGUGGGCAUGGCAGCGCCAAACCUGGGAGGAAGGCUUGGACACGAUGAUCUCCAAUGUCGAAUUCGCGUUUAACAACUACUUGACUGCGGCGAGCAUAUUGGUAUCUCGAAGACUGCUCGGCACUUCCGUCAUACAAAGCUCCAGCCGGCUGAUCCUUUUGCUGCAAUGGGGCCUUGCUCUUGAUUCUGGCAGAACCGAGGUAACUGUCAGUCUGUGGGACAAAGCUCUUGACCGGUAUUGGGAGAAGAUGGAACGGGAAGGCGAUGAGGAGGAUCAGCGUCGGUAUGAACAGGAACUGACGCAGUUUAGUCAGCCCAGCACUGCCAUUGUUUUGAAAGCCGUGGUCGAUGCCAAUGGGGUAAAUAUCACCGCCUCAGAGGAUGCCAACAUUGCUAUAAGAUACACUCAGACUAUCGUCCGACUUGUAACUCAACAGGAGAUCCUGAAACUAGCAUUGAUCCUUUGGUCAUACACGGGUUUAGAUCCUGUGAGAUCCGAAGCAUACUUAAACCGCAUUCACUGGAUCCGAGAUCAUCGUGUUCAGCUGGACAACCCGCCUUCGGAGCGACAACUUUAUGUCUCGGGACUCAUAGACCAAUCACUACAGUUCCUUGAAGACUUCGAAGAGAACGGGAAACAUGGAAUGCACAUCGUUCGCCCUCGUGGAAUGGAUAUCACAGGGAGUUUCCGAGAAAAUGGAUGACAAACGCCGAUUGGGAUCUUCAUCUCGCAUUCUACACAUGCGUGCGCUUCGAUCUGAGCUCAAGGAACUGCUGGCAGAGUACAGAUUCGACGAUAUGCGCCACAAACUAGAGUCGGUUUUCGAUGCUGAAGUGAAUGGCGGCGGCAAUGAUGCAG